CUUCAUCAUUUGUUGGAGUCCCUGGUUUGGGGCCUUCCCUGGGUCCCACCUUCUGCUCCACCCCAUUGGCCAUGGAGGGCUGAGUCCUGCCCCGUCUCCAAGCGCUAAGGAAACUCCCUGCUCGCUCCUUUGGCUCUUCCAAGGGAGGGAGACUUCCAGAGAGGACAGAGACGUGCAGGCUUGACGGUCCCGAUACUCCGAAGGAAAGCGAAGCGAAGCGAAAGGAAAAUGGCAGACGGUUUUUCUUUAUCUGAUGCUUUAGCUGGAGCCGGUAACACAAACCCAAAUGCUCCUCCAAACCAAGGCUGGCCUGCUGGUCCCUGGGGAAAUCAACCUGCUGGUCCGGGGGCGUAUCCUGGAGCGCCGGGAGCCUAUCCUGGAGCGCCGGGGGCGUAUCCUGGAGCGCCGGGGGCGUAUCCUGGAGCGCCGGGAGCCUAUCCUGGAGCGCCGGGGGCGUAUCCUGGAGCGCCGGGAGCCUAUCCUGGAGCGCCGGGAGCCUAUCCUGGAGCACCACCUGCCCCUGGACAACCAAGUGGACCUGGAGCACCUCCUACUGCACCACAAGUUGGACCUGGAUUUGGAUCUGUCCCUCAGCCAGGGGGACCUACUGCUCCACUGAGAGUCCCCUUUGACCUGCCCUUGCAGACCGGCCUCGUGCCUCGCUUCUUGAUAACCAUCGUGGGGACAGUGAAUCCAAACCCCAGCAGAUUUUCACUGGAUUUCAAGAAAGGGCAUGACGUCGCCUUCCACUUCAAUCCCCGCUUCAACGAGGACAACAGACAAGUCAUUGUCUGUAAUUCACUGAUUCAGAAUAACUGGGGAAAGGAGGAGAGAACCGCUCCCAGGUUUCCAUUUGAAGCUGGCAAACCUUUUAAGAUCCACGUUCUGUGCGAGACGGAUCAUUUCAAGGUAGCUGUCAAUGAUGCUCACUUGCUGCAGUUCAACUAUCGGCUGAAGAACCUGAAUGAAAUCACCAAACUCAGCAUUGCUGGGGACAUCUCUCUCACCAGUGUAACACCUGCUAUGAUAUGAGUGGGGUUUUUACACCAAGAAACAUACUCCGGUCAUUUCUUGAAUAGCAGUUAACCUUUAAAAAAAAUAAAAAUUGCUGGCUUCAUUUAUCCUUUGUACGAUAAACUUAAUAAAAUACUUGUACUAGAAGUGAAA
Malaclemys terrapin pileata is the source of this 1167-nucleotide messenger RNA. RefSeq names its product galectin 3 (gene LGALS3). Bases 229 to 1032 code for a protein of 267 amino acids. The transcript is spliced from 6 exons. Gene Ontology annotation, cellular component: immunological synapse; nucleus. Gene Ontology annotation, biological process: negative regulation of endocytosis; negative regulation of extrinsic apoptotic signaling pathway; monocyte chemotaxis. Gene Ontology annotation, molecular function: carbohydrate binding; IgE binding; laminin binding. NCBI's taxonomy places the organism in Eukaryota, Metazoa, Chordata, Testudines, Emydidae. The record is from RefSeq and is a predicted model, not a curated record.